AUGCCAAGACAUCGAGGUACAAGCUGCAAUCUCAUCCAAAGAAUUCCUGAAGAACUGUUGGUUUGCGAAGUUGUACGUCGAGUAGCAGCCUCGUCCCACACCGACUUGUUCAAUCUUAAGUCCAGCUGCAAAGUAUUUAACAAAAUAGCUGAAGAUAAAUAUCUGUAUCGGUGCGUAUCGCUGAAUAAAUUCCCGAUGAUUCCUUGGAAUCCAUCCAUGGAGAAAAAGGCAGCAUUUUUGAAUAAGUGUCGCGAAUCAAACAAUCCUGAGGCAAUGUACAGGCAAGCAGUGGUUGAUUAUUUCAAUAAAAGCAAUCUCAAAUCGGCAUGCAAUCACUUACUGAAAGCCUUGAAAUUAGGCUACGGAGAGGCCACUUAUCUGACGUGCAUUAUCUUGUUGUUAUGUGGAGACGAUGAGUCGAGAGAGAAGGGCGUUAAUAUGCUCGCCGGAUUCAGAAAAUCGAAAUCGGCACAAAACAAGUUGAAAAUGUGGCGAAAUAAUUUGUUGAGGAUGCUGAGAGAGAUGUGGGUGAAGAACUCGGAUUUAGUCGAGCCACGAAAGUGCUGUUCGAGUCCAGAACAACAUCCAUGGAAAAAUCAAUGGUAUGGAGCUAACAUUCCAAGGUCGGCUACUGAUGGUAGAGGUUCGAUAUCGAUAUUCAUGAACGACGAAGAUGGAAUUGAUGUUCCAGAUGAUCUGGCUACCAUGACAGGGAAGAAGCUUAUGUUUAAAAGUAUAGAUAAAAAGUUAUCAGACCAGGAACUUCAAUGGAUCCUUUAG
Messenger RNA from Striga asiatica, 780 nucleotides. Lineage: Eukaryota; Viridiplantae; Streptophyta; Magnoliopsida; Lamiales; Orobanchaceae. The record is from the annotation of a GenBank genome assembly.